Molecule: messenger RNA, 664 nt
Organism: Tarenaya hassleriana
Lineage: Eukaryota; Viridiplantae; Streptophyta; Magnoliopsida; Brassicales; Cleomaceae
Product: 50S ribosomal protein L19, chloroplastic-like
Exons: 5
Coding region: 35-514 (159 amino acids)
Biological process (GO): translation
Cellular component (GO): ribosome
Molecular function (GO): structural constituent of ribosome
Source: RefSeq, a predicted model, not a curated record
UAACUCUGUCCGGAGGAUCGUAUCUUCGUCUUCAAUGGUAUCACAUGGACGGAUAUUUACAGCUACAAGUUCAUCAAGGGGCUUUGCCACCACUGGAGAUUCUGUCCAACCGUUUGAUUCGGCUUCUGAUGCACCUCCAAGGAUCAAAUUCAAAAGGCUUGAUAAGACUGCAAAGCAUAUAAUGCAGAUUCUAGAUAAGGAGGCAGUUGAGGAAGUGAGAGCUCAAAGAGAGAUACCUGAUAUAAAGCCCGGUUACAUUGUUCAGCUCAAAGUGGAAGUGCCUGAGAACAAGAGGCGUGCUUCAAUUGUGAAAGGCAUUGUCAUAGCAAGACGUAAUGCUGGUCUCAAUUCUACAUUUAGGAUUAGGAGGCUUGUGGCUGGAGUUGGAGUUGAAUCGAUGUUUCCCUUGUAUUCCCCGAACCUGAAGGAGAUUAAGGUGCUGGACAAGAAGAAAGUUAGAAGAGCCAAACUUUACUACCUCAGGGACAAGAUGAAUGCACUCAAGAAGCACUAAUCUUAGCAUUUCCCUGCCAUCCCUCGUCCUUUUUUGGAAGGAUUUUCGAGGUAGAUUUCCAUAUUUUUCCAUUUCUUGUCUGAUCGAUCUUCGAAAAUAAAAUGCUGUAGACGAUGUUUGUUUGCCUCACAAAAAGUUUUGUGCUCCUUA